UUGACAAUUUACUUGAAACCUAUCCCCUGACAAAGUUUAUUUUUCAAUAUAUUGUCAAAACCAACGUGCAUAUUCAUUUACUUGACAACGUAGCGUGACAAUUUACUUGAAACCUGUCCCCUGACAAUUUCUCAGUAUUUCAUAUUGUCAUAGAGAGUUCAUAUUCAAUAUAUUUUAGAUAAUAAGAUGGAUCAUUUGGGCUAGAGAUCUUUGUAUGAGCAAUAAUGUUCUGAAAAUUGGCAGCCUGUCUACAUUGCUAUCGGUAAGCUCAAAACUUAAUAUUUGUUUCAUAUGGAGGUCACAGUUUGUCUAUGGAGCAAAUUUAAUGACAACAUAUUUACAUUUGAACAACUAGUCUGUGGUCUUCCAAAUGAUUAUACACAGGCUGAGUCUGCAUGUUACAGACUGGAUGUUUCCAAGUCCAUGUUCUUGCCUUGGCACUGAAACCAAGAUACUAGUGCCAAGCUGGAUUUACUGUGAUAGUUUGUCAUAUUAGUUCUAUAUAGCACCAAUGGUUCCCCACCAGUUCAAAGGGAAAUCUUCAAUUAUGAGUAGCAUUUCUAGCAUAUUUUUUUAAUAGCUAGCUUAUGCUUCAUUGUUGUUUUUUUCUCUCACCUAAUUCAUACAAAGGUAACCUUCGUGCAGGUGAAAAGGGCCGAACUGCUUCUGUGAGGCAAGAACGUUCUUGAGCCUUAUCAUUGGUACUCACUGCUGUUUUACAUUUCUGGACGAGCUGGAGCUGCUGCUCCCAGUCAUGCUGUGCUUGUCCCAAGGCGAGUAGAUGCAUAGAUAGGUGCCCUUUGCUGGAACCAAAGAGGCCCACAAACGUCUUGGUCCACUUUCAGCCCGGCCCAUACUGCCACCAACCAAAAAGUCCAAAACCCAAAUCUUUUUCCCGACCCUAGUCCUCUUCCGCUCCGUUGUACGCCAUUGCCAGCUCAAGCUGCUAUACAGCCACGCUGAUGCUCCCAUUGCCGCCGGCGAUCUCGCCGGCGCGGCUACACAAGCUGGUGACCUCGCAGCCAAACCCGCUCCUCGCGCUGGAGCUCGUCACCAUCACCUCCCCGACUACCACUCCGCACCCUGCCACGCUCCACUCUCUCCUGCUUCGCCUCGCCCGCCGCCGUGACCACCUACCCCACGCGCUAGCGCUCCUCCGCCGCCUCCCGUCCCCGCCGUCUCCGCGCCUUCUGCUCCCGCUCAUCCUCGCAGUGCUCCGCCUCCGUCGGCAACCUCAACUCUUCCUCUCCACCUUCAACUCCCUCUUCGUCUCCGGCCGUAGCCCCCUGCCGCUCCACCCACAGGUCCUUCUUCGCCUCCUUGGCGUCCUCUCCUCCACUGUCUCCCACUUCCCAUCCGCACUCCACCUCCUCCGCCUCGUCUCCUCGCGGCUACCCCUCCCCACGCCACUCGUCCUCGCCUCCCACAACCUGCUAAUUGAGGCCGCCGCUCGCUCUGGCUACGUCGCCGUUUCACUAUCCCUCUUCCACCGUCUCCGCUCACUCCAUGUAUCCCCCGACGCUGACACCUACCGCAUCCUUACCCAGUCGCUCUGCCGCAAGGCCCAGGUCCGCACUGCGGCUACAUUGCUCGACGAAAUGCUGCACAGGGGCAUCCCUGCUGAUCCGCUGGCAUACACCACCGUGUUGAACGCCCUCUGCCGCAAGAAGCAGCUCCGAGAGGCAUACCGCUUGCUUUGUCUCAUGCGAGGCCGUGGAGUUUCCCCAGACAUUGUGCAUUACAACACGGUCAUUGUUGGAAUGUGCCGCGAGGGGCGGCCAUUGGAUGCCUGCAAGGUUGUUGGUGAUAUGGUUGACAGUGGAUGCACACCGAAUGCAGCGACAUAUGCAACAUUGGUAAAUGGGCUGUGUGUAAGCGGAUUGUACGAAAAGGCGGAGGCGUACCUGGUGGAUAUGGUGGGUAAAGGGAUUGUGCCUCAUUUUUCUUUGUUUCAUUCAGUUAUCAAGGGUUAUUGUGGAGUUGGGAAAGUGGAGGAGGCUGCACAAAUCAUGACUUGGAUGCUUGAUCUUGGAGUGACUCCGCAUGUUGAGAGCUGGAGUUCAGUGAUCAGAUGUGUUUGUAAUGACGAGGAUUGUGUUGAGGCAGUACUGUUGCAGUUGGUGACAGGAAGGCGGCAUGGUUUAAGCACAAGCAGUACCUUAAAAUGAUGUCAUGUGACGAGGUGCAAAACAAACAAUUGAGCUUCAAUUUCUGGUGGAUAUAAAGAAACAGUUCUACAAGAAAAUAGCAGUAGAUAUUGCAAAAUCUGGGGAGCACAGUUAUCACCUGCAGUAAGCAGUAUAGAAACUUGUGGAGGGAAAAUUGGUGGUUCUGAAACUGUUCUUGAAAAGAUUCGCAAACUGAUUUGACGUACUCAAGCUCGAUCAUGAAGACACCGACAGCAGUCACUAUAAAAACCACAUUGUUAUCCUCAUCUCUCCACCGCCGGGUCUCAACGAAACGAGCUUUUCCAGAUCAAUGGUUUUCUACAGCACCCACUUCGAAUUGACAGUACCAAGACCAUGAUAAUUAACCUGCAGCACCCAGACUUUGAUUCGUCGUUGUCCAGUGGAAGAGCCGGCGUGGUGGGGGUGGACAGCUAUCUUGUCGCCGUUGGCUCGUCGGCUUCAGGUUGUGUUUGACGACGCACGGUCACCACGAUCUGAGUGGUAGGCUUGCUGGGCUGUUUUGGGCUACGAUGCUGCUGAGGAUCUCACUCAACAAGUGGUUUUUCUUCAUCAAUUUUGGUAGAUUGAGACUCUGAUUUCGCCUUGGUGUUUCACUUGGCAGGCAAACUCUACAUGAGUCUUAGAGUACCAACAAGUAACAAAGGUUCAAAGCAAAGAAAUCCAAGGCCAAAAGCUCAUGAACCAAGCCUACUACUUUUUACGUACUUGAUUUUCAUGUAAUUGAAUGAGGAAGCAAAACUGGGAGAACAAAUAAUUGGACCUCUGCAGGAUACCAUCAUCAAUCUACAUUAUAUGUUGUGUGAUUUAUACAUGAAAAUGGAAGUCAUCCAGAACUAUUCCACACAUCAA
Messenger RNA from Setaria italica (foxtail millet), 3038 nucleotides. RefSeq names its product pentatricopeptide repeat-containing protein At4g01400, mitochondrial. The record is from RefSeq and is a predicted model, not a curated record. The transcript is spliced from 2 exons. Lineage: Eukaryota; Viridiplantae; Streptophyta; Magnoliopsida; Poales; Poaceae. The coding region runs from base 963 to 2168 and encodes 401 amino acids. Gene Ontology annotation, molecular function: protein binding.